GGCGCUGAAUUGAAACUACAGACGGGUUAACAUAGCUAUGUCAAUGGUUAACAGAGGUGAAGAACUGGAAUUACUUAACGCUAUUCUCACCUGAAACCUCUCGUUAAAUAGUAUAGGUGGCUUGAGUUAAUAUAUUUGUACAGUACAGCAGGUUGAGAGGCGGUUGGCUUGAGUUUUGUUGGGUUGUCGUCGUGUCUCUGACAGAGGUGGUAUGAAGGCUCACAGCAGUAGAGUCGGAGUGUUUGUCCGAAUCAGGCCAACGGCACACUUCUCUCAAGACCUCAUUGAAUGUCUUCCUGACGGACAGACAGUGAACAUCCAUCACAGAAAAGACUCAAGGAAGCCCGAGGACUCCAGGAAAAGUCAGCUGAGUUCCUGGUCAUUCCGGCUGGCAGGCAUCCUGCAGGAUGUAUCCCAGGAGGAGUUGUACGCCAGAGUGUGUAGGCGGGUGGUACUGGGAGCACUGGAUGGCUAUAAUGGUACUUUAAUGUGUUUUGGGCAGACAGGUGCAGGAAAGACUUACACCAUGACAGGAUCCACCGAAUCGUACAAGCAAAGAGGCAUCAUUCCUCGGGCCCUUCAGGAGGUGUUUCAGGAGAUGGACAAAAGGACUGAGUAUACCUUCUCUGUGCACCUGUCCUACCUGGAGAUCUACAAUGAGACCCUGGUGGACCUGCUGUCAUCGCUGCAAGGUUCACCACAACUGUCUCCUCGUGGCAUGGUGGUGGUGGAGGAGCCAAGCAGAGGGGUGUUCAUCAGGGGUCUGUCUCUUCACCCUGUCCACAGUGAGGAGGAGGCUCUCAACCUGCUGUUUGAGGGUGAGAUGAAUCGCAUUAUUGGAUCUCAUGCCUUGAACAGAAGCUCCUCCAGGUCCCACUGUAUCUUCACUGUGCAUAUAGAGUCUCACUCACGGACUUUGUCUGUUGCCAAGUAUGUCACUUCCAAGCUCAAUCUGGUGGAUUUGGCCGGGUCAGAGAGACUGGGAAAGACCUGGUCAGAGGGUCAGAUGUUUAAAGAAGCCAUGUACAUCAACAAGUCGUUGUCUUUCCUGGAACAGGCCAUCCUGGCCCUGGCAGACCGUCGCAGAGACCAUGUUCCCUUCAGACAGAGUAAACUCACUCAUGCCCUCAAGGACUCACUGGGAGGGAACUGCAACACUGUGCUUGUGGCCAACAUCUAUGGUGAGGCUGCACAGAUAGAAGAAACACUCUCUACACUGCGUUUUGCCAGCAGAAUGAUGUGCGUCAGGACAAACCCUGCUGUUAAUGAACACAUGGAUCCAGCAGCUCAGAUCAAGAAACUUCAGAAGGAUUUACACAUGCUGAAAGAGGAACUGUCCUUCUACAAUACAUUGGUGAACCGUCCGAGAAUUAUGUACGAGCCGUUGUCUGAAGCCCAGCUGGCUGAGAUCCACAGCCAGGUUCAGAGGUACCUAAAGGGAAACCUGGAGGAAAUCAGUAUCAUAAGUAUCAGGCAGGUCCAAGCAGUGUUUGCCCAGUUCAAGCUAGCUGUGCAGGAACAGGAGCAGAAGGUGAAGGCACAGCUAUGCCAGACCUUCAACUUAAUGGAGAAAGACCAACGCGCUAACACAGCUGCUAUCAAGGAGUGGGAUACCAGAGACAGCACUGAGGAUGUGGAGGCACUUCGCUCAAGUUCGACCAAAGCCAGCACUAAAAUGUCUAGGGACAAACAGAGCCAAAGCAAGAGACAGGGAGAGGGGAGUCCAGUUUCAAAGAAGCGUUUGGAGAGUGCCUCGAAAUCAAAGCUGAAUUCUGUCCAGACGCCUGAGAGGGAACAGGAGUCCCAAGAACCAGAAACAGAGAGCCAGGACUCGCAGGAAUCACAACCGCCUGGCAAUGAACCCUUUAACCCUGACUCUACUCCAUCCAAAGCAGAAGCCUUUGAGGAUUUUAAAGUGGGACGAGGCAGCAAGAUCAACCGCAUCCUUAAGGAGAACAAGGCUGUGUUGCUGGAACGCUGCAGUCUUCUUCGACAGCUCACUGAGGAGGUCAAUGCUGUCAAGAGAGAGAUCGACUGCAUCACAGCAACCAUACAGCAGCAUGAGACAAGAGGAGGUCAAGGUCAAUAUAUGGUUAUGGAGGGGAUGCCAGUGCUGCAGGAACCAGAUGGCACUUCAUUGAUGCAGCUCAGAGAGCUGAAGGCCCUGUACCGGCAGAGAUAUGAAGUGCUACGUGGCGUCAAGGCAGAGGUCAACUACUGUCAACACCUUGUGGAUCAGUGCAGGGUGCGCCUGCUCUCUGAAUUUGAGAACUGGUAUAAGAAGUCUUUCCUGGUGCCUGAAGAGGAGCUGGACAUAACCAUAGAUAGGACCCUUGAACAAGGGGAGGAUAACCAGCGGCUUCUUCCUGACAGCUCCGAGUCCUUCUACAACGCCCGCUACAGAAUGCUGAAAAGGAGGACGGCACUGUCCUUUACUCCAGUGCAGAGGAACUCGUCUGCAAGGUCUGGACAGAGAAGACUUCCUCCUAUUCUACCUGUUAGCUAAGUAACUAACUAAAGUGUCCACAUGUGCUGCAUUUUCCUUUUUAGGCAUUCACUUCUCUUGGGGGUUUUCCACAUUUAAUCAAGCACAAAAGACACAACACAAUGGAUCAGCUUCUUAAAUGAAAAGUAAAAUUUAUUAUUCCUGAACCACAAAAUAGACUUCUUUGGUUGUACAAAUUCACUAGUUACAGUCUUUUAUGAGCGCUAACCCCUUGACCCUAGGACUUCUGACCCUUUCCCUCCAAUCUAGUUGCAAGUAAAAGCCUCCAAAGAACUCAAGACAAAAGAAUAAACAAAAACUUGAAACACUGCAUUAAUAAUGUAGUGAAACCCAUCUGAAAAAAGAUUUACCUAACAAAGUUAAAAAAAGAAGAUAUCAGCCAUUGCAAACGUUAUCAAACAAACUGAAUUUCAGUCAGUGAGAGCAACAUGGAAAGCUAUCAUUAGAAUACCCUACAUUAAAUUAACACAAAUGCUACUAUGCCGUGAUUCUUCAGAAAUACCCAUCAGAUACAUAAACUGACAGUAUGUCAAGCAGUGAACUGAAUAAGAACAAUGUCUUGAGAGGAAUUUCUAAUUGUUUCCGCCUCUCUCAGUUCUCCCAUUAACAAAACAAUAUACAUGCAGAGAGCAUCCCAAUACCAAGCCUGUCCAAAUCCAGAUGUGUCAGCAGUCCAGACACUCACUUGGUCUAGGUCAAGAUUGGCUCAGUUUCAAACCCAAAGUUUGCUUUCCUUUCAGUAUUUGUACAUUAUUCACACAAUAAUAAAUGAUUUUUUCAGUGGCGUCAGAUUUAAAUAAACCAUAGACAGAAAAAUAAAACACCUGCUACCUUCACGUCACUCUGGAAUAUCCCAGAUAAUUCACGGUUAGAAAUGAAUGAUUCACAUUGAUAAAAAUAAUACCCUAAACAGGGCAGGGUGAGUACCGUUAAUUAAUGAUACUAAAAAUGAAUGUUUCCAAACUUUAGUAUUUGAUGCUGUGAUCGGUUUUUGUAAAGCUGCCUGAUCAAUGCUGCUGCCUUCAGUGUAGUCAUAUUCUCUACAAGGGGAUGUAGCACACUCAAUCACAGGUGUGAUACUGAUGUGCAACAGCUAUACUUUGUCCAAGCUAUCUAAUUUGUAGAUAUGAUUCUCUCUGGGAAAAAAAAUAAAAAGUACAAUAAAUGAUAUGAAUUCAUUAGUUGAAAUCUUUGAUUUAGUGAAGCAUAACUAUCUUUGAAAUUUAAAGAUAAAUCAUGAUAAGCAUCGAUCUUUGUGCGCACAACGACCGGAGGGGUUAAAACAGUGUAAAAUAGAAGGCCUUCAAUUUGAAUAAAAUGCUAAAAACAAUAAAUUAAGAUAUACGUUCUUAAAAAGCAGGUCUGUGGCAGUGCAAAAAAAGAUAUGUAGCAUUUUUUUUUAAAGCUCUCCACAAUUUGUGAUUGUGAAGGUAGCAGGAUGUUCCCUCCUCAAUUAAUAUAUACACUCCUGUCUGCCCAAGUCUCAAGAAACCCCUGACAUUUUACAAUCUAUUCAAUGAAAGCCUAACAAUAUAAUUCAAGACGUUAGUAUAGCUAUGACCCAUUUCUUUUCUCUUCCAGUAUGUGUUUUUCUUUAAAACAGUAAAAUCAUUAGAGGUGCAAAAACUAAACAACUAAAAACUUCGGUCACCUCCUUUUUAAAAUCGAUCGGUUUCUACUUGGUAAACCAAGUGUACAACAAAAAGAAUGGUCUGUAAGUAGCGGUCCUAGCUAACCACACUAUCUUUCUUGCCGUUGAAGGACUAUUGAGUAACUUGCCAACUCAUCCACAGAGUGUAUAGGCAAGACUGGCACGCAGGAUAUAAUUGAGUGUGUACGUGUGGUGACUAUCCGUGUCGUAGUCUCUGCAGUGGUUAUAUAUGGGAGCGUAAAUCUCGCUAUACUGACACUGUGUGUAGUGUUUGGUGACUCUGCGCCUCCUGUGGAUGCACUUGUGUGUUCCACAGUGCAUCUAAAUGUGUGUGUUCGCGUUAUGUCUUCGGCUUUCUUCUCUUAGUGUGGGGUGUUACGUGGGCAUGGCGGUUUCCAGGCUGCGGCGGCCCUGCCUCAGUUUGCGCUUGUUGCUGUACAGGGCCAUCUCCUCCAGGGCUGAGGUGGCGGGCAGCGAGGCGGGUAGCUCAGCCUCAGGGCUCGCAGAAGGCACUAAACACAAAAACAGACAGAACAACUUCAGUAACACAUCUAUCAAGCAGCUGCAGUUGAGCUUCUUUUUACAUGACAAUCACUUCCCAACGGCAGCUGUGGUGAGGAAGAAAGAUGAAGGCAACUGGACUUAUGAGAAAAGUAGAUGGAUCCCUUAAACCUGCGAGAGAAGCCCCACAUUCAGAUCACAAAACCAGGCGAAAGCUUUGAGAAGAAAACUGACGUAUCCAGUGACUGUAUGUUUAAACCAGCCACCUCAAUGGGCUCUGUAUUUAAACUCAAGAGUCAAUGCCAUUAAAGUUACUGCAAGAACAAA
Molecule: messenger RNA, 4985 nt
Organism: Perca flavescens (yellow perch)
Lineage: Eukaryota; Metazoa; Chordata; Actinopteri; Perciformes; Percidae
Gene: kif9
Product: kinesin family member 9
Exons: 20
Coding region: 212-2506 (764 amino acids)
Biological process (GO): microtubule-based movement
Molecular function (GO): microtubule binding; ATP binding; microtubule motor activity
Source: RefSeq, a predicted model, not a curated record